Messenger RNA from Medioppia subpectinata, 400 nucleotides. Lineage: Eukaryota; Metazoa; Arthropoda; Arachnida; Sarcoptiformes; Oppiidae. The record is from the annotation of a GenBank genome assembly.
GAACAGUCGGCUGAAGACGCGGAGGACGGGCCGCCGGAACUGUUGUUCAUUCACGGCGGACACACCGCUAAGAUAUCGGACUUUUCGUGGAACCCCAACGAGCCGUGGAUUAUCUGUUCCGUGUCCGAGGAUAACAUUAUGCAAGUCUGGCAAAUGGCGGAAAAUAUAUAUAACGACGAGGAGCCCGAGACACCGGCCGCAGAACUCGAGACCGCGUCCUAAACGAGCCGUCGGUUUGCGGACAUAACAAUCGAUUUUAAAAAUUUAAAUGAAAUUAUUGUUUAUUUUAUAAAAUAAUAUUAAUUACAUAUUGUCUUCAUUUUCAUGACCACUAUUUCUGUCUCUCUUUUUUCAAUUGUCUGUUGUAUUCAUUAUCGGCUCUCCCUUUCCCUCUCAAACC